AUCUAAAUGGGUUUGGUUUAGAUCAAGGACACAUAUGAACUUAUUGUUUUGGAACGAAAAUGAAAGUUCAAAAUUCAACCGCAAUGGUGCACUGAACUUACUGUUGCUUUGAUUUUUUUGACAAUUGACCAUUCUACUCACACAGUUUUUUAUAUUGCAGGAAGUCUGAACGUCUGAUAACGAAGUUUUUGCGAUUUCAAUUAAAGCCUUACAAAAACAUUAAAGUGGCGGAGAUUCAGAAUGGCGAUUUCUCUACAAAGGGAUUUUUUGAUGCCUUUUUCAUGGAUAUUGCACCUGAGACUGGGAAUGUUCGAAACCUCAAAAUUCACAUUUUCAUUGAUGAGGCCUCAAGGUCGAACGUGACUUUGAUUGAAGACGUCUUGGUAAAUCUGCCAAACGAUCCUGAUCGAUUCAUUUGGAUAGUGGACUCAGACGAAGAAGAGAAAUACUUUUCUGACAGUCUUUCACACAGAUUUCGACACGAUUUUGAGAUUGAAGAGGGACUCGUGUUGAAUUUGAGGAAUUCACAAGAAAUCCAGGAAAAAAUUCCGCCUAUUCAAGAAAACCAAGAUAACAAAAAGGAAGGCAUUGAUUCAGUGGAAGUUGAGAAACUCAUUUCGGUAUUGAAAAUGGAACGGAACGCGCAGCAAAUUCUGGUCAUUUUACCACAUGCGGACAAUUAUGUAGUAGCUAUCCAGGAGAUGAACAAGGAAAUCAAAAACAUCAAAACCUAUGGACUACAUCGCAAAGGUGUGGAAAACUGUACGGAUGCAGAUUUGGAGGAUUUUUUCAAUGCUCCAAAACUAAAAGAUCAACAAAUUUUGGUGACCUUGGAAGGUUGUGUCAACGGGUUUGAAGCUGAAAUGGUCUUAUUCACUGAAUUUCAUGAUUUUGGAUCAAAAUACGUCAUGUAUCGGGCCAAAACGAAACUUCAAACUACAACUUUGAAAAAAUGUGCUCAUCCGACACUUCAUGAGCAAUAUCCAGUGGAGGAACAAGAGGUAAGGAGAUUAUAA
Molecule: messenger RNA, 1016 nt
Organism: Tigriopus californicus
Lineage: Eukaryota; Metazoa; Arthropoda; Copepoda; Harpacticoida; Harpacticidae
Exons: 3
Coding region: 282-1016 (244 amino acids)
Source: RefSeq, a predicted model, not a curated record